Messenger RNA from Lates calcarifer (barramundi perch), 1365 nucleotides. RefSeq names its product trans-L-3-hydroxyproline dehydratase. The transcript is spliced from 7 exons. Gene Ontology annotation, molecular function: hydro-lyase activity. Bases 173 to 1234 code for a protein of 353 amino acids. NCBI's taxonomy places the organism in Eukaryota, Metazoa, Chordata, Actinopteri, Centropomidae. The record is from RefSeq and is a predicted model, not a curated record.
ACUGAGACACGCACUCACAGGGAAAGACUGAAGCUGGCACAAGUUUGAGUCCAAAGUACGGAGAAAAUCUAAACCAGAAUCAUCAUGGAAAGAUGUGACAAGCUUCAUAUUCUAUAAUAGUCUGACUUUAAAAUAUGUUUGGGAAAAGUACAGUUUGGUUUUAACAGUUCUGAUGGAAGUGAGCAACAUGAGCACCAAGAUGGAAAUGCAGCUUCCACCUCACGAGGGGGCCGAGCUUUCAGUAGUCGACAUGCACACAGGUGGAGAGCCUCUACGCAUCAUCGUCAGCGGCUACCCGGAGGUCAAAGGUGACAGCGUGCUGUCCAAGCGGCGUUACGUGCGGGAACACCUAGACCACCUUAGGAGGGCGCUGAUGUACGAGCCGCGGGGGCACUAUGACAUGUACGGGGCCCUGAUCGUGGACAGCGAGAUACCCGAGGCAGACCUGGGGGUGCUGUUCAUGCACAACGAGGGCUACAGCACCAUGUGCGGACACGCCGUCAUCGCGCUCGGACGCUUUGCCGUCGACUACAAACUGGUGAAGGAAACGCAGUCGCCGGAGACACAAGUGAACAUCCACUGUCCCUGUGGUCUGGUGAGGGCGUUUGUCAAGUACUCUGAUGGCAAAACAGGAGGGGUGAGGUUUCUCAGCGUGCCAGCGUUUGCAUUUGCAACAGAUGUGACGGUGGCAGUGGAAGGGUUUGGAGAUGUGACGGUUGACAUCAGCUAUGGAGGAGCCUUCUACGCCUUUGUAGACGCCCAGAGGUUUGGCCUGGAUGUGACCAAGUCCAGGACUCGAGAUCUCGUGGACGCAGCCACAGCAGUGACCAACGCUGUCAAAUCUCAGGUGAAGCUGCACCACCCAACCAGUGAUGAUCUGGCCUUCCUCUAUGGCACCAUCCUCACAGAUGGAAAAGAUGAUUAUUCCUCUGAUCCCACAGCCAAUAUCUGUGUGUUCGCAGAAGCUCAGGUGGACCGAAGCCCCACUGGUUCUGGUGUCACAGCUCGAAUAGCUCUUCAGUAUCACAAAGGUCUGAUUCGGCUCAACCAGACCAGAACGUUUCAGAGCGGAGCUACUGGAUCCCAGUUCACAGGGAAAGCUGUCGAGGAGACCAAGUGUGGAGACUUCAAGGCUGUAGUGGUGGAAGUUGCUGGCAGAGCUUUUUACACCGGAGUUUCAUGUUUUGUGCAGGAGCCAGACGACAAGUUGACACAUGGGUUUCUGCUGAAGUGAGCCUCAGUUACAGGUUUUCAUUUAAACAUGGAUGUAGAUUUUUAAAAAGAUUGAAACAGUUGAAUUACAAAAUGGUUUUGUAUCUUAAAAACCCACAUCUUGUAGCUAUAAUAAACAGUUUUAAAGAGAAA